AAAACAACACCAAGGUCAGAGAUAGCGUCAAUCUCUUCCAAUCUCUGCCCAUCAAACGAAAUAAUCAAAACAAUCGAAGUCACGAGAUAAUAACAGCCAAGAUAAGUGCAGGUAGAAAGAUAACGUUAGACAGUGUUUAAUAAUGUCUGGUAUGAACAUUUUAAAUCCGCCACACCUGGAUGAUGAUUUUACAUUCGACGAUGGGGACAUUCCAAUAUUUGACCAGCGAUCAAUUAUUACCACUCAGCCACGAGAAGACACAAGCAACCAGAUACAUCUCCCCAUUUCUACAGUUGGCAGAUCGCUCGAGAGUUCUGGCCCUUUCAGUGGACUGAGAUUGUUGUUUGAUGUCGAUGAGGUGACAAUAGAGCAAACUUACGAACUCCAAGACUUAUUGACGAUUGUGCAGUCCGAAAAUAGAUAUUUUAUCAAGAGCAAUGGCGACAUACUAUACGGAGGUAUAGAAGAGUCAACAAUGCUUCAAAGGCUGUUUUGCUCAUCGAGGCGUAAACUGAAGUUCACACUGUACGACAGGUCGCAAGAAGAAGCUAUUCAUUUUACAAAGCAGCUCGCUUUUACAUCCUGUUCAUGUGGAUGCUUGCUCCAGAGAAUUAAGGUAUAUAUUUCAAAUUUUAACUUCAUUGGAAGCAUACAUCAACAAUGGACACCUUUUAAAACGACUCUCUUCAUUAAAGAUUCAGAUGACAAUCUUAUAUUCAUUGUGCUGGGUCCAGCAGAGUGCAUAUGUCCUAUAUUCAAAGAAUCUACGUUUCAGAUCUUAGAUAAAAACUGUGACCAGGUGGGACAGAUUGGCCAAGCUUGGGAUGCGAGCGUAAUGAAUUACAAGCUGACAGUUACGUUUCCCCGUAGAUCAAACACAAUCCAUAAAGCACUUUUGUUAGUGUGUGGAAUUAUACUGGAUUACAUGUUUUUCGAAUCUGGAAAAUCUGGCGGAUGCUUCCGAUGCAUAAUAUGUCAUCAUUGAUUUGAAAAUCAAAUUACACAACCAUUG
Cimex lectularius (bed bug) is the source of this 1012-nucleotide messenger RNA. Its product is annotated as phospholipid scramblase family member 5-like. Gene Ontology annotation, biological process: plasma membrane phospholipid scrambling. Gene Ontology annotation, molecular function: phospholipid scramblase activity. The coding region runs from base 143 to 985 and encodes 280 amino acids. Gene Ontology annotation, cellular component: plasma membrane. The transcript has 9 exons. The record is from RefSeq and is a predicted model, not a curated record. Lineage: Eukaryota; Metazoa; Arthropoda; Insecta; Hemiptera; Cimicidae.